GCUAUAACGGUACACAAGUUGCUGUCGGAAAACGGAAAACGCGAGCGUCCCAAGUGGAAAUGUAGCCCAAUCCGUUCGCUUCGGGGUAUCCAUCUAAAGCGGCCCUCGCACACACACAAACGCAAAAACACACGCUCGCACUUUCGGGCUCGCACCACUACAGGCGCCUCCGUGUGUCUUCGUAUCUCUCCAGCUACAGCUACAGCUCCCAGCUCCAGCGCAGUGGAGACGGCGUGUCUGGGCCUCAUUAGAAGACUGGCUAGCUGGCCCAAUCGAAAUCGGAAUAAAAUAAAACUAAGCAAAAACCAAACAAACCAAAACAGAACACAGAAACAAAAAAAAGAUAAAGCAAAAGAAUGAAAUAAAAUAAAAUAAAAUAAAAACAGUGGAUCCAUUAAGGCAGAACAAGAUGGAAUAUUGAAUGGAAUCAUUUGCUAUAUGCACAUACAUUAGCAGCCGAAGGACAACCCAAUCAUCCUCGCGCUACUCGACUCGACUCCACUCCACCUCUACCUCCACUGGCUGGGCGUGCUAGUGCAUGGCGGCCAUCUCGACUCCGGGAAACAUGGAUGAAAAUGCGAUAAGCACUUGAUAAAUAUGAGCAGAGGCAUCGCCGGAGGCAGAGACAGAGACAGACACCGAACAGAGUCUUAACAAGCGACAACUUUCAGUAAACAAGAAAGCAAAGAGCAGAAUCAUAUCAUGCAUCCCGAGGCAACGAUCGAUAUAAUGUGCCAGCAGCUCAAGGAGCCACAUCCACAUCCACAAGCCAGCCGCUGGCAGCGACUGAAGCUGCAUUACUCGCUCCCCUGGAGCCUUGGCAUUGGCAUUGGCAUGGGCCCAUUGCUGAUGCUGAUGCUCCUGCUGGUUAUGCUGGAGACCUGCCAAGUGCGGGGCUCCUACCUAGAGCCCGACGAACUUAUCCAGGAGCUGGAUCGACCGGUGCCGCUGACAUCGGUGCAGGGUGUGCUGGGCCGGCAGGCCAUGCUGCCCUGCGACAUCUCACCGCUGGAACGCGACGACGCCGUGUACAUGGUGCUCUGGUUCCGCGAGGGCGAUGGCGAGCCCAUCUACAACUUCGAUGUGAGGGGGCGGCAGUUUGGCCAGGCGCGCCUCUGGUCCUCGCCGCUGGCCUUCGGGACACGCGCCCACUUCAGCAGCACCACCCACCCCGCGCAGCUCAAAAUUGACAACAUACGCAUCGAGGACGAGGGCGUCUACCGGUGCCGAGUCGAUUUUCGAAAUUCGCCCACGAGGAAUCUGAAGAUAAAUCUAACUGUCAUCGUGCCCCCAGACAGACCCAUCAUCUAUGGCCAGAACAGGCAUGAAAAGGCCAGCAAUGUGGAGUCCUUCAACGAGGGCAACGAUAUUGUCCUCUCCUGCGAAGUCUCAGGCGGUCGACCGCGUCCCAAUGUCACAUGGUACUUGGACAACGCGGCCAUCGACGAGUCCUUCGAACAGCGGCCCGAUGGCAAGACCAUCAACCACCUGUCCUACCCCAAUGUGGGCCGCCAGCAUCUCAACUCUCGCCUUGUGUGCGUGGCCAGCAACACGAACCUGACGCCACCCAACAACAAGGUCGUCAUCCUGGACGUGAAUCUUAAGCCCAUGGCCGUGCACAUACUCACCAAGGAUCGAUUCGUGUCCGCCGAUCGCACCUACGACAUUGAGUGCAAGAGCUCGGGCUCCAAGCCGCCCGCUCUCAUCAGCUGGUGGAAGGGCAGCAAGCAGCUGAAGAAGCUCACCAAGAAUUUUAAUGAACCCGAUAAUCAAUCUCUAAGUAUACUGACGUUUACGCCCGGACGCGAGGACGAUGGCAAAUAUUUAACAUGUCGGGCAGAAAAUCAAUUCAUCGACGGCAGCGCCAUCGAGGACAAAUGGCGUCUCAUUGUCCACUACCAGCCCACAACGACGCUGAAGAUUGGCUCAUCCCUGAACCCGGACGACAUCAAAGAGGGCGAUGACGCGUAUUUCGAGUGCGUCGUUCAAUCGAAUCCCAAGCCCUACAAGAUGUCCUGGUUCCACAACGGCAAGGAGCUGCAGCACAACAUCUCCGCCGGCGUCAUCCUCUCGGAUCAGUCGCUGGUGCUGCAGAGCGUCUCACGUGCCUCGGCCGGUGACUACACUUGCCUCGCUGUCAACUCUGAGGGCAAAGGCCCAAGUAAUCCGGUCACAUUGCGCAUACGCUACGCCCCCAUCUGUGCUACCGACCACGAGGAGCUGCUGGGCGCCUUAAAGCACGAGACACUGCCACUGAAGUGCGAGGUGGACGCCUCGCCACCUGCCGACUCCUUCCACUGGACCUUCAACUCGUCGGGGGAGCAAACCGAGCUGCCCGCUCGCCUGCACUCCACUGAGACGGGCAUGUCGCGACUGAACUACACGCCCAGCACCGACCUGGACUACGGCACAAUUUCCUGCUGGGGCAAGAACUCCAUUGGCAUGCAGAAGAGUCCCUGCGUCUUUCAAAUUGUGGCCGCGGGUCGGCCCUUCCCACUGCAGAACUGUUCGGUGACCAAUCAAUCGGUGGACUCCCUGCAAGUCGACUGCAUCGAGGGAUUCGACGGCGGCUUGCCCCAGGGCUUCAUGCUGGAGCUGGUCGAAUUGAACACCCUGCGAUUGGCCAGAAAUAUCACCGUAUCGCACACCCCGGUCACGUUUAUCAUUGACAAUCUGGACCAGGCUGCCACCUACCGGAUGGUGAUAUUCGCUGUCAAUGCCAAGGGCCGCUCCGAGCCCACCAUAAUCGAUGACAUCAACUUCAAGGGAGUGGCCAAGUUCACGGGUGCCUCGACGGGUCUCUCCAUGCCGCUGUCGCCGUUCCUUGCCGGCCUGACCCUCUUCUGUGGCCUCCUCUUUGCCAUCUUCUGCAUAAUGCUGGCUGCCAUCUACCGGAGGUUCUCGAAUCGGCGCACCGACAACAACCUGAAGGUUGCGAAGCACACGCAGCUGAGCAUUCCGGCGGACUGCCAGCUGGACCCGCUGCAUCCGGGCGUGCACAGCGGACAGCCGGAGCAGGGGAGCAACCACCAGCCGCACCACAGCCUGCUGCCCCUUAAUUGUGAUAAUCGCAACGCGGUCGACUGCGCCAACCUGGGCGAGGUGAGCGUCGGCAUGGACGGCGUCAAAGGGAGCUCACCCAUUGGCCUGGUGGCCCUGGGCAGCGAAACGCUGCGUUCGACGGCCCGGACCCGGCACAGUCCGCUGACCGAUCAGCUCGAUAUAGAUGACACAGAUCCCGAUGUUAUACCAAAUCAGUAUGAAAAACGUCCACUGAAGAGUCUGGUGUCGCCACCGGGCUUUGCCAGCCCCUCGACUCGCCUCAUGCAGCGCGACUACGUCCGGGAGACAGAGCUGGUGAAGGGCAGCUGCGAGACAGUGGGCGCAGCGGAGGGCCUGUCCAGCAUUGGUCUGAUGAGCAGUUCCGGCAACGAGGUGCUGCACUACACCUUUCGGCCCAGCAAGCAGCUCAGCUAUGCGACGCUCAAUAGGAAGGGCAUAACCACCUGCAGUCCGCCGCUGGGCACGCAGAACUAUAGCGUGAGCACAUCGACAUCGACGCCCUCAUCCUCAUACCAUCUAACACCGCAGCCCAUGGAGGUCAGUCUGCUCAGUCCGAAUCAUCCAUCGGUGACGUCCUCGCUGAGCGAAUACCGAUUUCGAACCGGUCCCGAGAUAGUCACCACUUCCAAUCGCAUACAGGAAAGUUGUAUAUAAAUUUCACACACACACAUGCACCUAUACAUACAUCAAAUGCUACAUACCAUAGCCGUAUACA
Drosophila obscura is the source of this 3778-nucleotide messenger RNA. RefSeq names its product protein turtle homolog A. Gene Ontology annotation, molecular function: protein binding. Lineage: Eukaryota; Metazoa; Arthropoda; Insecta; Diptera; Drosophilidae. The coding region runs from base 703 to 3717 and encodes 1004 amino acids. The record is from RefSeq and is a predicted model, not a curated record. The transcript is spliced from 17 exons.